Messenger RNA from Akanthomyces muscarius, 3645 nucleotides. RefSeq lists its product as uncharacterized. Bases 1 to 3645 code for a protein of 1214 amino acids. The transcript is spliced from 3 exons. The record is from RefSeq and is a predicted model, not a curated record. Lineage: Eukaryota; Fungi; Ascomycota; Sordariomycetes; Hypocreales; Cordycipitaceae.
AUGCCACAACACCAACCACCCCACGACCAUACCGGGCCGCCCAAUUCGCCGCCGACAGCCCUCGUCGAGUUCGAAGAGGGCAACGAAGACACAGACACUGCCUCCGCCGCGGUUGCAGCCCUGAGAGCCUUCAGCGCCACUCACCUCACACUCACAAGAUCGAAGGCGUCUGUAUCUCCGCCCUCCUCCCACCUCAAAACGAAUUCGCUCCUGUCCGCUCCUCGUCCGCCUAGAACCUCAUCGCUUUUACCGCCGCCGCGAGUCUUGCAAAAGCUGCCACUCGAAGGUGACGAGUCCACAGGGAGUGCCGAGACCGCAUCCGCCGGAGACCGUUAUUGGCACCAGCAAACCGCUGACGCCGCGACAAACAAGGACCCGCACGAGCUUAACACGUCCCCAGAUCAAGACGGCCCUUGGAACACGCACCAUCCGAAGCAUAGCCAACUUCAUCAGCGGCCGGCCCAAACUCCACACGACCGAUCCGAAAGCGCCGUUACGCAGGGUCUAUCGCAGCCUCUAGACGAGAGCUUCCGGUCAAGAGAGACUGAGGUUGGCCUCCACAACCACCGCGUGCACCAACAGUCGCAGCCUGGCGGCGCUCCCUCCGUUGUGCCAGUCAAAUCAUUGACCUCGGCCGUGGACAGGCCGCGUACCGGGCCUCUGCCACCUGAGCAGUGCAGCCACCAGAUGCCUCAGGACCUGCCACGCGACGGCCAACCAGCGCGGGGCCAUGGCCGCCGUCGCAGCUCAAAGGGUAGCACCGAUGCUGACAAGGCAAAAGCAGCUAAGCCGCCGUCCCAGAAGGCAAUGCUCUCGCGCGCACUACAAAAGGCCAAUACGGCCGUCCAGCUCGAUAACGCACAGAACCUCGAGGGCGCUCGCAUCGCAUACUCGGAAGCCUGUGAUCUCCUGCAGCAGGUGUUGCGACGAACAUCCGGCGAUGAAGAUAAACGGAAGCUCGAGGCAAUCCGUCAAACGUAUGCCAGCCGAAUAGAAGAACUAGACCAAAUAGGCCCGAUGCAGAAUCAUAGUACGGCAUUGAAGGCACUGCCUGCUAGGCCCGGCAGCGACGAAUACAGUCCGGAGCUGGUCCAGAAGCAAUAUAAUGCCGCCAGCAUCGCGUCCAACAUGAUCUCCUCUAGCGGGGGCAAAUUGGCAGAAGGCUCAAGCACGACUCGAAUCUACCCCCGGCGGCCGACCUCGCCUGCGUCAAAUACUCAACAACACGAUGACGACCAGCCACCGCCCAACAUCAGAGCUACAGAAUGGCAACGAACGGCCCCGAAUGACCAGCAAGGCAUGCUGCAAUCAUCGUUUUCCAAACCCAGCUCUCGCUCCAACCACACACCCACAGGCUCACAGGAGCGAGCUCUCGACAUGCCACCUCCUCUGAACUCAGUCAGCGCAGCCUCGCCGCUCAAAAGCCCGCCAGGGAAAAACUCAAAGUAUCAGCAAAGCCAUGAUUUUGUUAGACAAUCUGACUCCAUGGACGAACUUGGCCAUGCUCGUGAUGGCAGCCAAAAUUCUUGGCUUGAUGGGAUUGGCGAAUCUGGAGGCUCAACAGCAUCAUCAAUCCAUUCGAGGACCUCGUUGGAGGGGUUGCGGAGAAAGCAUCUACGAAGUGCAAGUGGCCAAACUGAAGCCGAGUUUGAUACUGCCCUUGACGCUGCGAUUGAAGCUGCGUACGAUGACGGGUACGAGCCCACGGGAACAGAUAAUAUAGGGGAAAAAGAUGCAGGCGAAGAAGCUGUAGCCAGGGUUUUGCGAAAAGUCGAGAGGGCACGCGAGCGGGUUCGUCGGACGGAGCAGGAAACACUUUCCCUUUCCAAUGGCGCGGACAUGGCUGGACUACUUUCGCCCAGACAUUACAGGUCCACUCAUUCUCGGAAUGGCUUCUAUGAUGACAACUCGUCGGAUGAUGAAGAGCGCAUGCUGGAAGAAAUGGCCCGUGACUACGACAUUGGUGACUUCACCAUGAGUGAAGCAGUUCCCAUCAUAGUGACUCGUGACGAGGAAUGCCGGUCGUCCACUCGACACGUGGAGGCACCGCCCGAAUCAAGAUCUCAGGUUGAGCCUGUGCGGUCCCUGAUGGAGAAGAAGUCAACCUCGAACAUCAUAAAAGGCCUCGGGCCAAGCUUGCCACCGCCCAACACCUCACUGCCUGAGCUUCCUCCGCCGCGCGGCACAUCGCCCAUGCAGAGUGUACGGAAUCGCCGCCUGUCUGGACAGAACCCUAAGCAGCUGAAAAUCGAUACCACAAAGCCGAACCCGAGCCCAUUGGUCAUUCACUCACACUCGGAUCAAUUGCGAGCUGCCCGCGAACAAGAGAAUGGCCGACCGUCUACAGCAACGGGACGCAUCCGAACUGUCUCCCAUGCACGUUCGACUCCUUCCAUAGACGUUACACCUUCUGACCCGUCGAUUCUUCUGUCAAUGGCAAGUCAUCGAAUACCCACGGACCUGGAUGAAUCUCCACCGGGCAAACCAGCUUCGCCAACAGCUACUGGCCACAAGUUGCGGAAGAACUUUUCCUCUUCUAGCCUACGAAGUAUGAAGAGCAGGAACAUGUCACUGUCGAACCUCGAAGAUCCAUCAGAUAUGUCACCCGGCACACCGUCGAGCAACCAGUUUGGCGGCUCAAGAACUCCGGCGGUGCCUACCAUUCCAACGCCUAUGAGCUCAGAGUUCCGCGACAACCUCGACUCCUCGUCGACAGGAGCUCGCCUCUUUGAUGACCAUUUUCAUCAGCCUACGAGCCCUGGAUCGGCGGACAAUGCACACCCGGACGCCCCAGUGCCCCUGGAGGCAUGUCCUCACGACUUCCUGCUCCGACCUUUCUGGCUCAUGAGAUGCAUCUUCCAGACACUGGUACAUCCCCGUGGUGGCUAUGUCAGUACAAAGCUAUUCGUCCCUCGUGACGUUUGGAAAGUCAAGGGCGUGAAGCUGAAGAAUAUUGACGACAAAAUUGCGAACUGUGACCUCCUCACAGCUGCCCUGCUCAAACUAGCACAAGUGGACACGUGCGACGCGGAUGCUGUUCUGGAGGAGAUGCAGUCGCUUGAAGGGAUUCUCGAGCAGGUACAGGCAUCCCUCACUCGCAAACUCGGAAAUGACGUCGGAGUCCAGGGCUCAGGGUCACUUUUCAAAGAGGCAGGCGGCGAUGGGGAUGGUACUUCGGGCGUCCCACGGUCAGGCAGCGUAUCCAACAAACCAUCCUUUUCGUGGCGACGCUUAAGGUCGAAGAGUUCGGGAGUCGCACUUAGUGGCGCAUACAACAGCAGCAGGACUGCUGUGGGAGAUGCAGGCAAAGGGGACCUAGGCAUGGCCAGUCUGCCCAUGACGGCGCAGCCUACAAGCCGCCCGCCGAGACGUGACCUUGCCCAAGCGCAAUUCAUUGGACCCAAUGCGAACUAUAUGAGCUCACUCGCGCGCUUGUUUGAUGCAGCCCAGGCCGUUGAUCAGAUUGCUCGCCAGGUGGACGACCCUGGUCUGCGUCACGCAGACAAGACGCAAGUUGGCCUAGAGCUUUGCACGCGCCAUGCCGCUGAAUUUUUUGGCUUUUACAUCUGCCGAUUUGCAUUGGCUGACCUCGGUUUGCUGCUAGAGAAAUUUAUCAAGAGAGGAAGCGAAUGGGUUUUAGCAUAA